Molecule: messenger RNA, 1488 nt
Organism: Ramularia collo-cygni
Lineage: Eukaryota; Fungi; Ascomycota; Dothideomycetes; Mycosphaerellales; Mycosphaerellaceae
Exons: 6
Coding region: 1-1488 (495 amino acids)
Molecular function (GO): monooxygenase activity; oxidoreductase activity, acting on paired donors, with incorporation or reduction of molecular oxygen; iron ion binding
Source: RefSeq, a predicted model, not a curated record
AUGUUCACCUCAUCGCACCUACAAGCAGUGCAAUUGCCACAGCUGUUCGUUCUAGCAGCGAUCCUCUACAUCGUCAACAUCUUUGUCUACGCCUUUUUCUUCUCCCCCGUCAGGAACAUACCUGGUCCAUGGUAUGCUCGAGUAUCGAAGCUUCCCCUACUCCACGCCACCUACAAUCGGCACCGUAGCAAGUAUGCCAGUAAUCUCCUGAAAAGAUAUGGUCCGAUAGUUGUCAUCGCCCCAAAUCAGGUUCAUACAACCGACUCCGAGGCUAUGAAAGUCAUAUAUAACCGCAAGUCGCUCAAGACGCCCUUCUAUACAAAUAUGGGGAGCUGGAAAGGUGUUACUUCGACCCUGGGGUUUGUGGACUAUCCUUCAGCAUCAACAACUCGGAACAACCUCAUCCAGAUCUUCCAGAACCGGAAUCUAGAGACUCUGGUGGAGAAUAUAUCAUCACAUGUAAACGACAUGUGCCACAUUCUCCAGUCAAGAUCCAAAGCGAACGAGGAUAUCGAUGGAGUGGUGUUAUUUCGGUUGCUGGCGCUUGAUAUAGUCUGCGACGUCUUGUGGAAUGAACAGAAGCGAUUGUUACCGGAUGCAUCGAAAGAUACCCCGGUGUUCCUGCGGAGAUUCCACGCAUUUUCCACCUACAAUGCAAUGAAGUCUUUCAUCCCAGGAUUCGACACAUAUACCAAAUAUCUGGGUACAGCAAAGUGGAAGCAGCUCCGACAGGAUUGCAGUGAUAUGGAUGUCACCGCGAAAGAUGCUCUACACCGCUGGGAGGAUCGAGGRGAGUCUCGCGAUCGGGAUGUCUUGAGUAUGUUCAUCUCGCUGGAUGCCACUGAGAACGAGAAGAAGCGGGUCCCUAAGGCACACAUUCCAGCUUAUAUGGUAGAGAUGUUGGCUGCGGGAAGCUCGACCACUUCGCAUACAGCAACAUUCACUUGUUAUGAGUUGGCGAGACAUCCAGAAGCGCAGCAAAAGCUGAGGAUGGAAUUGGAGCAUGUUUUCCCAGAUGGAGAAAACAUUGACGAGAAGAAGCUGAUGGAUUUACCGUAUCUUGAUGCAGUGUUGAGGGAAACGAUGAGAUUGAUGCCGAUGAUUCCAGGUCCGCUGGAAAGAUACAUCUCCGAGCCGAUCGAAGUCAAUGGUCUAGAGGUCCCACCAGGCGUGAUAGCAUCCACAGCAGCCUACGACCAAGGUCGAAUACCGUCCAUUUUUCCCGAGCCGGAAGCUUGGAAGCCUGAGCGCUGGCUUGAGGCAACUGAUGCCAUGCACCUCAAUUGGACUCCGUUUGGCUACGGAUCCCGAGCUUGUCCGGGUUCAAAUCUUGCCAUCACAGAACUCAAGUACAUGCUCGGAAUCAUCUUCCGUAAGUUCCGGGUGGAGCCUCCGAGGCAGCACGAGCAAAAAGAGCUGGAUCUUGGAGAUGUGUUUGUUUCGGCGGAAAAGUCGGGAAAGUGUUGGUUGAACUUUGUAGAGGAAUGA